Molecule: messenger RNA, 1259 nt
Organism: Raphanus sativus (radish)
Lineage: Eukaryota; Viridiplantae; Streptophyta; Magnoliopsida; Brassicales; Brassicaceae
Exons: 1
Coding region: 41-1006 (321 amino acids)
Source: RefSeq, a predicted model, not a curated record
CUUAUUUUGUUGUCUUUAAAUAUUCGCCCACUCUUUCGUUAUGUGUUUAAAUUUAAAAAACUCUCUCUGUCUGUCUCUCGUUGGAAACUCGGAAGCUUCGAAAAUGGGGAGGACUUGUACAGAAGACGAAGAAACCCUUUUGAUCUCUCAUCGCAAUCAAGUUCAAGAGAACGAAGAAGAAGACGAAGACGAAGAAGAAGCGCUGUCUCUGUCUGAUUUGCCGGUAAAUUCAUCUAACGUUAAAGUUCAUUUCCCGAAACAGUCAAAGUCAGAAGAAGAAGAAGAAGAAAUCGAUUCCGGGUUCGAAUUCGAAAUCGGGUCGUCGUUUCGGCUCGGGUCGGAUUCGUGCGAACCGGCUCCGGAGAUGAGUACCGCAGACGAAUUAUUCUCGGAAGGAAGGAUUCUACCUUUACGCCACUCCGUCAGCUUAGACGCCGGUUCGAACCGGUUAAUCACCAGAUCCGAAUCGGUCGAAUUCCGACGAACCAGAGCCGGAUCAGACCGGAAAAUCAAAAACAAUUUCAUCGACUACAGCCAACCGAGUCCGAACCCACAGAUCAUCAGACGGUCAUCGAGCAUGACGGCGAGGGUGAGCUCGAUCAGAAACCCUAAAUCAUCUUCGAUUUGGGAUUUUCUCCGGCUGGGGCUCGUCCGGACGCCGGAGAUCGAGCUCCGAACGCCGGCGAACGCUAGAGUGUCGGUGAGCCGGAACAGCAGCUGCAGCAGCACGAGCACGAGCUCGAACUCGAAGAAAACGGGAGGAGAAUCGAGGUCGAGGAGCCGGAGAAAAAGCUUUCUUUUCGCGGAUUGUAAGUGCUCGGCGGCGACGGAGACGGUCGUACCUGUGAAAAUGAAAAUUAAUGAGGCGGAGGAGAAACAGAGGAGGAAGAAGACGGCGAAGAAAGAGGAGAAAACAGCGUUUGCGCGUAAGAGAACGUUUGAGUGGUUAAAAGAGUUAUCACAGGUAGGUUCUGUCGUUGAUCCUGGCAGAAGAAGCUUGGCGUGAUUGAUUGAUGACUCCUCGAGGAGGAGCAACAGACACAUUCUUGUUUCUCUGCUUCCCUUUUUUUGUUUUGUCUUUAAUAUUUUAAUUUAAAUGUAUUUUUUGGGUGUUUAAUCAUUUCCUACGUAAUUAUAUUUUUGUAUGUUAGUGGCUAAUUGUCAAUUAUACUUUAAUAUGAUUUUAAUUUUAGCUAAGUUUUAAAUCACAUUUUCUCUGAUCAUCUCUAUUAAUAUAUUCAGAAUUUCAAUUAUUCUGC